UGCCCGUACUACAUGUGAGCUGAUGAAAAACGUGGAAAUUCAACACAACAAAACAGAAGUGUGAAGCUGAAGCUGCAAGUUAGAAAGAAUAAGAAGCUACUGUAAAAAUUUGAAGAAAGGUAGCACCACAAAAGUUUCAUUAUGACAGAUACAGCAAGCAAUGGUGGUGGUGAUGCACCCACAGACUUAGAACGGAAGAUUAUUAAACAAAUAGAGUAUUACUUUGGGGACCUCAACCUGGGCAAAGAUAAAUUCAUGCAGCAGCACAUCAAGGAAGAUGAUGGAUGGAUCUCUUUAGAAACACUGAUAACAUUUAACCGCUUGAAAGCACUCUCCACAGAUUUUGAAGUUAUUUGCAGUGCGUUAGCUAAGUCUUCAUCAGGUCUUAUGGAGAUAAGUGAAGACCAUAAGAAAGUUAGGCGGAGUCCAUCUAAACCACUUCCAUCACAGACUAAAGAACGCAAAGAAGAUAUGAAAGCAAGGAGUAUUUAUGCUAAAGGAUUUCCGGACACAGGUGUUGACUUGGAUCAGCUAAUGGAAUACUUUGAAAAAUAUGGAGAAGUUGAUAAUGUUUUCAUGAGGAAAAACCAGGAAAGAAAAUUCAAGGGGUCCGUGUUUGUAAUGUUUAAAUCACUGGAAAGUGCAGCGAAGUUUAUUGGAGAGGAAGGCACAAAGUAUGGUGACCAGGAGCUGGUCAAAUGCUACAAAGAUGAUUACUUUAAAAGGAAACUAGAAGAAAAAAGAGUUAAAAGACAAGAUCAGUUGAAAGAGAAAGAGGAACAAAAACAGAAACAGUUGGAAGAAGAGAAAAAGAAAUUAGAGGAGAGAAUAACAAAGGGAGCAAUAUUGCACUUGACAGAACUUGCAGACGAUGUUGUGCGGGAGGACCUGAAGAACUUUUUUAAUGAUCAUGGCAAAGUUGCAUGGGUGGACUUUGAGAAAGGAGACAAAGAGGCCUUUGUGCGUUUUGGAACAGGAGAAGCUAGUGCAGCUUGGAAAUCUGCAAUGGAAGCUGGAAGUGGAACAGUAACUGUUAAUGGUGCACAACUUAAGGGAGAGGUUCUGGAAGGUGAUGCAGAGUUGGAACAUUGGAGAACAAUUUUUAAGGCGCAAGCAGAUAUGAGAGAUAGGAAAAGAAAGGGAGGCAACAAAAACUUUGGAAAGAAAGGAGGAGGAAAAAAGUUUCAGAGCAAGAAGAAAUGGGGAAAUGAUAAUAACAGUGAUGAUGAAGGACCACCUACUAAGCAACUCAAGACUGAAUGAAAACUAGGCAUUUUAGGAUUGUUUUACCAAGUAUUUAAAGACCACUUUCAGGGGGUUA
This is a messenger RNA of Lingula anatina, 1321 nucleotides long. RefSeq names its product lupus La protein homolog. Gene Ontology annotation, cellular component: cytoplasmic stress granule; ribonucleoprotein complex; cytosol. Gene Ontology annotation, molecular function: mRNA binding. Lineage: Eukaryota; Metazoa; Brachiopoda; Lingulata; Lingulida; Lingulidae. Gene Ontology annotation, biological process: tRNA processing; positive regulation of translation. The record is from RefSeq and is a predicted model, not a curated record.